AUGGGCAACGGAGCCAAGGCACAGCAAAAGCGUGAGCGCAACGCAAAGGACAAAAAUGUUGCCAAGUCGCAACUCAAAGUCAACCAACAAGCUAUGAACAUCCAGUGCCAGAUCUGCAAGGCCACGUUUCUGUCUACCACCAAGGGUCCUGCCCUGCAGGAACAUGCUACCAACAAGCACAGCAAGGAUAUUGGUGAUUGCUUCCCCGGCAAGACGGCCUAG
This is a messenger RNA of Pochonia chlamydosporia 170, 222 nucleotides long. Its product is annotated as zinc-binding domain-containing protein. The record is from RefSeq and is a predicted model, not a curated record. NCBI's taxonomy places the organism in Eukaryota, Fungi, Ascomycota, Sordariomycetes, Hypocreales, Clavicipitaceae. Bases 1 to 222 code for a protein of 73 amino acids. The transcript has 4 exons.